This is a messenger RNA of Daldinia childiae, 753 nucleotides long. Its product is annotated as Norsolorinic acid ketoreductase. Lineage: Eukaryota; Fungi; Ascomycota; Sordariomycetes; Xylariales; Hypoxylaceae. Gene Ontology annotation, molecular function: oxidoreductase activity. Bases 1 to 753 code for a protein of 250 amino acids. The transcript has 5 exons. The record is from RefSeq and is a predicted model, not a curated record.
AUGGAAAAUCAGUUUGUGGUUCUUAUUACUGGCGCCGGUAGAGGUAUUGGAAAUGCCUUGGCUCAGAUUUAUCUCUCACGCUCAAAUUGUACGGUGGUGGGGAGCAUUCGCGAUGAGAAAGCAUCGGGCGUUACUGAGUUGAAGGCAUCCCCAAAAGGAAGCGGAUCUAAACUACUCCUAGUCAAGAUCGAGAGUUCCGUGCCUGGCGAUGCAAACCGUGCAGCAGACGAAAUUAAGGCAGCAGGCAUUGACCAUAUCGACAUCGUGGUAGCAAAUGCUGGAAUUAGCCCGCCGAUCGUAUCACUUGAGAAAGUUAAUCUUGAAGAUGUAGUCGGCGCGUUCAACGUCAACGCUGUCGGUGCUAUUGCUCUAUACCAGGCUUGCCAUCCGUUACUCGAAAAGUCUAGCAAUGCUAAGUUUGUAUCUAUCAGCAGCGCUGCUGGCUCUAUUAGCGCCAUGGAACCUUAUAACGCACACGUUGCGCCGGCAUACUGUAUUUCAAAAGCUGCUCUUAAUUGGAUUACCAUGGCAGCACACUGCGGUAACAAGUGGCUUACUGCCAUCGCUGUGAACCCAGGACUUGUUGAUACCGAUAUGGGAAAGGGAACGGCCGAGUAUCUAGGCUUAGAGAGGGCCCCUUAUACGAAAAAGUAUAGCGCCGAGAGAAUCAUAAGCUUGAUUGACGAUGCCAGUCGCGAGAAUAGUUCGGGAAAGUUUCUCAAUGUUAUAGACAACAAGGAGAUACCGUGGUGA